Molecule: messenger RNA, 1628 nt
Organism: Syzygium oleosum
Lineage: Eukaryota; Viridiplantae; Streptophyta; Magnoliopsida; Myrtales; Myrtaceae
Product: U-box domain-containing protein 7
Exons: 2
Coding region: 107-1453 (448 amino acids)
Source: RefSeq, a predicted model, not a curated record
GCUUCCCUCUCUCUCUGUCUCUGUCUCUCUCUCUUUCUCUAGAAGAAAGUUUCAUAUACAGCUACAAGCUCAGCAACAGUUUCCAUCUCUCUCUCUCUCUCUCUCCAUGUCUUUCUCUGUUUCUUUACCUCCACAAACACCAAGAACUCUACCAGAUCCUCCUCUUUCUUCUUCUUCUUCUUCUUGGUUUCGGUCGAACAUGAAGCUCCGAUUAUUCGCUCGCCUGAGGCGGCUCCUACGCACCAAAACCGCUGGGAAGUCGCCGAAGCAAUCCAGCCUCUUCGGCGUCUCGGCGAGCCGCCGUGGAAUCCACAACGACGGCGAUGUCGAUCGCGGAGGGAGCUCCGCGGCGAGGGAAGACGGUCCGGUGGCGUUGCAGAGAGCGGUCAAGAGGGUCCACUUCGGGAGCGCGGAGGAGCGACGGGCCGCGGCCGCAGAGAUCGCGAGGUUGGCGAGGGAGGACGCGAGGGCGAAGAAGCUGAUGGCGGAGCUCGGGGUCGUACAGGCUCUGGUGGCCAUGGUUGGAGUAAAAGGAGAUGGUGCGCGACGAGGAGCGGUUCGAGCUCUCAUCGAGCUUGCUGACGGAAAUCACACGAACAAGGCUCUCAUGGUGGAAGCAGGAAUCUUUCUGACACUGCCAAGCAACAAGGACAUGGUGGACGAACAGACAAGACAUGAAUUCGCAGAACUGCUCUUGUCACUAUCGUCCCUAAAGAACACCCACUUGCCUCCUCUGGAGUCGUCCCAGAUGAUACCCUUCACACUGUCCACUCUUGAAUCGUCCGGCUCGAGACAUGAGACCAAAGAGUCGUGCCUGGGGGCCCUGUACAACCUAUCCGCGGUCCUAGAGAACGCAUCGAAGCUGGCCUCGAACGGCGUGGCGGAAUCGCUCUUGAGGCUGCCGUCGACGUCGAAGGGCCUGGCGGAGAAGGCCCUGGCCACGCUGGCGAACCUCGUGGUCACUUCCCUGGGGAAAAAGGCCCUUGAAGAUAGCCCGAUGGUGCCGGAUAACUUGAUCGAAGUCCUCAUAUGGGAAGACCAACCCAAGUGCCAAGAGAUCUCGGCCCACAUCCUAAUGAUCUUGGCUUACCAGAGCGCAGCUCAAAGAUCGAAGAUGGCGAAAGCAGGGAUCGUCCCGGUCCUUCUCGAGGUGGCCCUGCUAGGGAGCACGCUGGCCCAGAAGAGGGCCUUGAAAAUGCUCCAGUGGUUUAAAGACGAGCGACAGAUGAAGAUGGGCCCGCAUUCGGGGCCGCAGAUGGGGAGGGUCCCGAUGGGCUCGCCGGUGCAUUACCGGGAGGCCCAAGAAGGGAAGAAGGUGAUGCGGAGGCUCGUGAAGGAGAGUCUUCACAAGAACAUGGAGAUGAUCACAAGGAGAGCCGGUGCUGCCCCAAGUUGUUCUUCAGGGCUUAAAACCUUGGUCAUUAGCACAAGCUCCAAGAGCUUACCCUAUUGAAGGAUCUUGAAUAAGCAAAGAAGCCCCAAAAAGAACGGAAAAAGGAGACUUCAUUUCUUGAAUCUUGUGCAGUGCCUAGUGAAAGAUGUAUAUCAUAACGAAAAUGGAUGUCAUAUGUCCAAAAUUCAUGAUGAUUUUGUUUUUGUUGCUUAGAAUUGAUUCUUGAUAUUGGUUU